Molecule: messenger RNA, 1848 nt
Organism: Cladophialophora bantiana CBS 173.52
Lineage: Eukaryota; Fungi; Ascomycota; Eurotiomycetes; Chaetothyriales; Herpotrichiellaceae
Exons: 10
Coding region: 1-1848 (615 amino acids)
Biological process (GO): transmembrane transport
Molecular function (GO): transmembrane transporter activity
Source: RefSeq, a predicted model, not a curated record
AUGUCAAGUCCCGGCGAGAAGGUCGUUCUCGUGACUGGCGGUGUCAUAAGUUGGAGGGUCGCUGCUCUUGAUAUCGCGUCUCAAAGUGCCCUUGCUCAAAAACUCGCCGAUGAACUUGGACAGAACUUCAUGUUUUGCCAAUGUGACAUCAGUCAUUGCCACGAGCAAGCAAGUGCAUUUUCAGCUGCAUUUCGAAAAUGGGGCCGAAUCGAUGCUCUCUGUGCCGACGCGGGCAUCAUCGACAGAACUCCAUUUACAUUCUCAAGUGGUGAUACCUCCCGAACCAGACCUGUCAUGCACGGAUGUUUGCUUGAAAGCCACAAUCUACGGCGUCCAACUUGCUGCUUAUUUUAUGCGACAGAGUCCUGCGCCCGGCGGGAGCAUUAUUGCAACGUCCAGUAUGGUCCAGUCCACCCGGUUGCAUCGUUUGCCGAAUAUUCUGGGGCAAAAGCCGGAGUCAAUGGGUUCGUGCGAGCAUGUGCUCCAUACUUGCAGUUUAAAGAAAACGUUACCAUCAAUACAGUCUGUCCCGGUGUGGUGCCAACCCAAUUUAUAAGCCAACAUAUGCGGGAUACCUUUGGCGAAGACUCAUUAACACCCGUCUCAACCAUCGUUAGCGCAUACUGGAAAUGCUUGAACGACAGAUCUCUCAAUGGGGACUUUAUCGAAUGUUCUCGGGAUCAGCAUAUCAUCUUGAAAAGGCCCCUGGACGCAGAUGGAGAAGGAUCGAAGCGAACGACUACGGUCUACGAUCCGUACUUCGUGACUAUACAUGGCAAGGCUUCCGGACUUCCAGAUAUUGGAGUUGGUGGUGUUCUCGCAAUUCCCCCAAGCUACUUCUGGGGGCGUGCGCCUGUCGUAUUCUGGGCUGUCCUCGCCAGCGUCUUCUUGACCCUCGGGAUCUGCCUGACUGACAACUUCGAGGCCUUUUAUGCGUUACGUCCAUUGCAAGGGGCUAAUCUUACAGUCUGCCAAACAACGACACUAUGUUACAUCAAAGAUAUGUUCUUCCUCCACGAGCACGCCCGCAAGAUCGGCAUCUGGCUUUUCUUCUACGUCACGCCAUACAUUGGCCUAAUGCUGGACUACUUCAUGAUUUCUGGACUUGACUCGCAGUGGCGUCCGCUAUACUGGCUUGCACUAGCAUCGACUUGUUUUGAUCUUGUCCUGGUGGUAUUGUUUCUUGACGAAACCUGGUAUCGAAGGGAUGUGCCCCCUCGAGGAGCAGCCGCCGCGUGGCAACAGAUGGCAGAGAGUGUUCGGGAUAUGGCAAAUCAGGCGCCACAGAGGCUACUUCAUGGCUGCCUAUAUUUCAGGUGGGCCACUGGAGUCAAUAUCACGGCGGCUGUCCGCCUCGGCACACCAGAAGACGUUGGGGGCUACGGAUUCAGUCCUAAAGCGUCCGGAUUCAUCUAUUUUGCCCCCGCUAUAAGCGUCACGUUGGGCGAGGCUCUCGGACACUGGCUAAACAACUGGAAUGCUGCAAGAUACGCGAGAUGCCAUGACGGUCUUUUCAAGGCAGAAGCGCGUUUGCCUGUCACGUAUCUCGGGACCAUCUUCAUGGUGCCUGGUCUGGUCCUUCUCGGACAGACGUUUGAGCAUCAUCUCCAUUGGCUGGGCAUUGCAUUCGGGGAGGUCUCGGCGUUCAUCAACUUUAUGCGUGUGAUGGACGGAUUUGCUGUCGGUUACUUUCAGCUGCCAUGGGGCGUGAGAGUUGGCUAUGGCGCCAGUUUCGGCACACAGGCUGCCGUGAUUGUCGCAGCGGGGGGGAUCUUGACCUUCAUUUACUUUUACUGGGGGAGGCUCAGGGCCAAAGGCGGUCCACUAAGAUUUCCUGGUUCGACUUGA